Messenger RNA from Mesoplodon densirostris (Blainville's beaked whale), 6348 nucleotides. RefSeq names its product cilia and flagella associated protein 47 (gene CFAP47). Gene Ontology annotation, molecular function: protein binding. NCBI's taxonomy places the organism in Eukaryota, Metazoa, Chordata, Mammalia, Artiodactyla, Ziphiidae. The record is from RefSeq and is a predicted model, not a curated record.
AUGACACCUGCGAUCCUGGGGUUCUUUCGCCAGACGCCUGCAGCUUCGGUUGAGGUUGCCCACUCGCUCAGCUUGGGCGGCGCUAAAGCCGGCUGGAGCACGGCUAUAGAGUCCGGGAGGAGCUCACUCAUGGCCUGGGACUUGGAGACCCCAAAGAAGGAUAUGUAGCUGCGGGUGACCCCGUCGGAAGUGAAGUUCCUGGACGCGAUGGCAGGGAGGGUCUACCGCCUCCCAAUUACCGUGCACAAUCUCGGCCGAUACAGCCAGAAGAUCCGGUUUCAGGAGCCUGUCAAGCCACAGUUCAAACUGAUUUGGACCAAUCUGGAUAAAGCACUUGCUUCUGGCCUUCAGACAACAGCUAUGGUGGAAUAUCAUCCUGAUAAGAAUGAAGACACUUUUGACCAACUUCUUAUUUCAAUAGGAAAUAAAACAAUAGAGAUCCCUCUAAUUGGGUUGAUUCUAUCCUGUCAACUGGAAAUUGAGUCAGAUGUUAAUUUUGGGACAUUGGUUGCCAAUAGUAAAGUAUAUUGUAAAGAGAUUAAUAUCAUUAACCAUGGCAGAGUACCAGGUCUUAAAUCCAAACCCGUUUUACAAGUGAGUUUGCGAGAUCGCCCAGACAUAUUCUUGAAUAUCAAAGCUCAUGUUGUUGAGCAGAUGAUUGAAUUGUUAAACAUGAGUAAUGAUAAAACGUUGGAAAGCAUAAGCUUUGGUCCUGUUUUCUUUGGAAUGUCAAAGAUUGAACAUGCACUUCUAUACAAUAAUAGCCCAGAACCUAUAAAUUGGGUAGCCAUAACGCAAGAUGAUUCUGUUGGAGAAGAAUUGGGUACAAAUGUUCAACAAAGAACAGAUGUUGCUUUAAAUAAUCUAACCUACUUAAGGAAAAUAAAGAACAUAGAUAUUACCACAUUUAUCUCCUAUGUUCCUAAUGAAGGGAGGUUACAACCUUAUCAAAAGAUUUUAAUUACAUUUUGUUUCAGCCCAAAGCGAAUCAUUAAUGGUCAAAAGGAUGAUCCUUCACACAGGCAAGACUAUGCUCUCUUUUUGAGAUUUGAGUCUGUAGGAAGUAAAGAUGGAUUUUUGAGAGAUGAUAACAAUAAAACCAUCAAAAGUGAUCGAUUUCAGAAAGUAGAAUUAGCCCUAACAGGCUCAGGACUUCCUGUCUUAUUACAGUUUGAUCCAGGAAGGGUCCUUAAUUUUGCACCUUGUUUCAUGGGUGGACAUUCAGAGAUUCAGUGUAUUAUGCAAAAUCGAUCCAAAUCACUUCCUGUGAUGUACCGCUUUAAAAAAACUGCACAUUUUAAAAUUGAUCCUCAAAAGGGCAAGAUAGAUGAAGGAUAUAUGCAGAAUGUGACAUGUUUAUUCAUUCCACAUCAAGUUGGAGUCUUUAAAGUGAAGCAAUUUAUAGAGAUUAUUGGCUCAGUGACAGAUGAAAAUUUGCAGUCUUUGUCCCUGAAGACUCUCCAUCAGAUAUGUUUAUAUUUCAGUAGUGUCUGCAAACCUUCCACCAAGAAAGUUGUGAUGAAAAUUAAUCCUGGUAUAUCCCCUUUGAUCAGUAAUCCUAUGGGACAGUUUGUGGUGAAAGACUUGGCAAAAUACAAGGACCAUGCACCUGUCGCAAUGCUUCAAUCAACCACGACACACAUUCACAAUCAUAACACAAGUAAGGAGUUAAUAAAGGAUGCUCUGAUAGCCUUUCCCAAUGACCAAGCUGCAAGUAUCUGGUCUGGAGAAGAGCAUAAACAUUUCAGGACGAUUUUCACAAAGAUUCCAAGAUAUAACUUUGUGCAUCCUGAUUUUGCAUAUACUAAAUUUGAAAAAAUAGAAAAGAAAGCACAUGAAAAGUAUUAUGCAGGAUACAUUAAAUAUUUAAGAAAUGUGCGCCUGCAGAAAGAAGAACAGAGGAAACACAUGUACUCAUAUAAUGAUAUAGACAUAGGAUUCGUUUAUUGCACUGUUGAACCAUACUCCCUAUUGGAAUGUGAAGUGACAUGGCAGCCGGGUUUUGAUUCUCCGGAAAGGGGAGAAUUUAUUCUUCACAUCAAUGAAGGAAACACGCUGACACUGAAAUGUCUUGCACAUCUUGGUCACACCAAGGUCAUUCUUUUAGAGCCAAGGAUACUCUUCAGUGAUAGCCCUCAAGGUUUAACAACUUGGAGGAAAGCCAUUCUUCACAAUGUAGGACAAAACCAUACUUAUUUCAAGGUUUGUGACCAGAGUCUUUUGUCUGUGAUUGAUGUUGUUCCAUCACAGGGAAUCAUUCUUGGGGGGCUAACUGUUCUGAAUAUCUCCUGUACUCCUACCGUAGCAGGAAAAUUUGAUACAGGAGCAAAGAUUGCUAUUCGCUGUGCAAAAGACAUAGACCUUAGGAUUGGUGGAUCUAUUGAGAUUGCUGAUGUUGAAAUCAAUCCGGUUACCACGAUCUUGUUUUACGUAAUACUUCAAAAAAAAGAUGAAGAGUGGAAUUUCGAUAUUAGUAAUACUGGUAAACUUUUCGAAGAUGGCAUAUUCAAAUUUAGUGUACUGAGUAGGACUCUGUGACCAAUUGAAGAGUGUAAUGUUUCUAUAAAUUUCUAUCCAGAGCAGCCUAGAAAAUACACAGCUGAUAUUCCUAUAUAUUUAAAUGAUAAUCCAGUUUGCUAUCGAAUGUUAUGUCUGGUUGGAGAGGUAAAAUUACCGAAGUUAUUGUUUGACCCUCCUUUCAUAUUUUUUAAUCCUGUUCCUUUGGAUGUAACAACUAUGCUGGAUGUCAACAUUUUACCUCAAAACUAUUUCAGGGAUUCAAUUUUCAGUGUCCAGAUUUCCCCAACAAGGCUUCUUGAUGGUGGUGUGAUUCAACCUCUUUCUGUGAAUUUUCCAAAAGGCAGAGUCAUUAUGUGCUCUCCCAGUGGAAUUAAUGCUGCUCUCACCUCUCAUCUCAGCCUCAAAUCAUCUAAACCUAUGUCAUUUUUCACCAGUGUUCUUUUCUGCGAUAGCAGGGAUAAGUGUUUAUAUUUAUUUGUGAGUAAUCCUUGUGAGCUCUGCCCAAGGUACUGGGCAAAGCUGAAAGAUGAAGGUGAAAGAAUAGCAGGAGCAGAUUAUGAGAGUCUUGCACAAUCUGCUUUGUUAUCCAUGAAUGUUAUUCCCUCUGAGAGAUGGAUAGUAAAUUUUGACAGAGACCUUUUAGAUGGCCUUGUUUUUGCAACACUGUUAGGAGCCUAUUGCCUGUUUUUGGUUGAGUCUCAUUUUGUAAAUGUGUACACACAAUUGAGAAGUUCUGAAUGGUAUCUGCACAAUUGCCUGAUUAUUGUGAAAGUUCUUCGUGAAAUUGGCUUUGACAUGGACAUACAGGCUACUGACAUCUGUGAUCCCAAUCCAAUCCUGAUGCUCAUGUUUUGUGUCUGCAUGUAUGAAAGACUUCCUGCAUAUCUCCCCAAGAAGGUGGUGCCCUUUCGUUGUACUCUUCAUGACACUGUGUUGAGAGAGAUUCUACUGAAAAAUUCAAGCUUGAAAAACUUAGUGUAUAAUGUUACAAUUAUCGGAAGAGAUGCCACUGACUUCUCCCUCUCCCAAGGGAAGGUUGUGACAGUUUCUCCAAAAUCAACAAAUCCUACUUCAUAUAUUAAUGUGUUAAUGAUGGCAAAUACUCUUAUUACAUAUUACAACGAUGAUAUGAGAAUAGCUGUGUCAGCAACUAUAAAAUGCAAAUCUCCAUGUUAUAAAUGGAAAGAAAUCACUGUGAAUGUUAAAAAUCCCUUCCACGCUGCUGGGGACUUCAGUGUCAUUUUUGUGGAAUCCUCAACUUUUAUCUCUUUGCCAUCCCAAUUAACUGAAGUUGGAGAAUUUGUUGACCACAUGAAUGAUGGGCACAUGGUAAUAUUGCACUUCCCCACUAAUGUUGAAGUUAUCCAUGAACACAUAACUCAGUCGGCCAAUGGCAUAACCCUAGCAACUCCCAUAGUUACUAGGAUCGCCUGUAAAGAAAAGGCCCCAGUUACAGAUGGAUCUGUUUCAGUUCCUUUACGAUUUGUUCCUCUCAGUCCUGGACGCUAUCCUUGUAAAAUCUUGUUGACAUCAAGGUAUGAUGUGCGUGUCUAUUGCAUUGAAGGUGUGGUAAAUGAAGAACGUCCAGAGGCCAGAUUUGAUUUUGCAACACCAGCAUUUGAAGCCCUUACCCAGAGUAUUCCAACAAAUAAUAAAACAAAGAAUGAAUGGAAAUGUCAAGUUACUAUAGAAGGAGAGUGGUUUUAUGGACCUCCCGUUUUACAUGUUGGACCAAGUGAGACUGUGAAUUAUCCUCUCACAUUCAAACCUAUUUUGGAAUGUGAGAUUAUGGGCAAACUUACUCUACAAAAUGAAGUAGAUGGUAUGGAGCAUAUCUUUGACAUAAAAGUGAUUGGAAAAAGACGGCUGGCCUUGGAACACAUCACCGUAGACUGUCAAGUGGUGGAGAUAACAAAUAAACCCAUAAUGGUGCCCAAUUAUACAACAAGCAUCCUAACAUUUAAGGUGUCCUCAGAUCUUCUGAUGGUGUGGGGAAACCCACACAUCACCAUAGACCCUGAUAAUGCAAUUCCCUAUAUUCUACACGUAUGCCCUUAGAAACAUGGUAUAUUCAAAGAUGAUGCUAUUAGCAAUUUACAAAUCUGGUAUUAUCUUGAAAUCCAUAUUGCUCCUGGACCACCCUUAAACACUAUUGAAGUGAAAUGUAUUGCUCUGGAGAGUGUUUGUAUUGAAAUACGUCUCUUUAAUCCAAAAGAGAAAAUCAUUCACUUAGAUGUGCUGUUAUCGAGUGCUGCUGUUAGUGGACUCAAGGAACUUGUACUAUUUCCACUAGAUUCUCUCAACUGUGUUAUACGGUAUUCUCCAGCGACUACAGGCUACAGAGAAGAAAGGUAUGACACAGAAAUACAUUGUGACCUUGGAAAGUUUGUCACUCAGAUAAUUCCUACACACGAAACCUUAGAAUUGCAAGCAACAAACAGUAAUCCUGAUAAUUUUGUCCUGGAGAUGAACAGAUCACCACUGAUCAUACCACCUCACUCCACCAAAGACAUGUCUGUUCACUUUCGUCCUUCUGCUCUUGGAAGAGCUGGUCAUCAGACUUCUAUCACCUUCCACUGUGCUCAGUUUAAAGAAUGGAUAUUCUACAUCUCUGGAAUAGGACUAUUCCCCCAGCCUCUAGAAAUAGAAAGAAUGACCACAUACCUUCGUCUUCAAUCAUCUGUUCUUAUACCUUUCCAAAAUCCCACCAAAGAAGAUGUUUUAAUCGAUAUCAUACUAACAGGUCAGGAGAAGCACAAGCGUCUUGUCCUGGCUCCAUACUGGGACAGCUUCCUCAAAGAGACUUCUACCUUCAAGCUUAGUGGUCUGAGUCACACAAAAGGAAUUACAUUGCCUCCUAAAGGGACUGUAGAUAUCCAGGUGUUAUUUAUGCCCCAGGUUAUGAAAUUACAAAAAACAAUGGUCAUUGUUCAAAUGAAGAAGGCAAGUGGAGAAAGAUGGCCUAUUGACAAUUUUAAAGAAUUGCACACAGAGGUGAAAAGAGCUUUGGGGAUAGACAGUGAAGAAAUCCCAGGAAUAUGCUGGAUAUACCCUAUUCUUGGAUUCCCACAGGCACCACAUCCUAAAUGCCCCCAAGUUGUCAUAAAAUGUCAGUCCAGGAAGCGGGUAGAAGAGGAGGUGGAAGUCACAUUGGAUGGAGGUUUCUGGGGACAAAAUCCUUUCUUAGAUCUGACAGACUUUGUAGUGAUUCCAAAAAGAAAAUCAUAUGAUUCUUAUGAAGAUAUCAAAGAUAUACUUGUAAAACGUGAAUUUGAAUACGAAAUUCAAUUUGAAUCUGAAGUUGCAAAGGCUAAUUUGGAAUCCUGCAUGGCUUUAUGUUACAUUAAAAAAUCUUAUAAUAUCAAGGCUGAAAGGGUAGCAUUGGUCUUCAGUCAGAUAUUUGCACCAAAGAAACCAUUGAGAAAUCCCGAGCCAUUCACAGCAUACUUCCUACCUGGCAGUGAUCCUGAGUUUUUCGUAAAACCUCAGGUUGGAGAACUUCUUCCUUUUGACACUGAAGGAACUCUAACCGUUGUGGGUUUUAAACCCAAAAUGUACAGCAGGAAAUACAAAGCAACAUUAGCAAUACAGAUCUUAGAUAAAAAUAGAUGUCAUUUCACAAAUUCCCUAAAACCAUUCUUUACUAUUCCAAUUUGGCAGGUCCGGCAAGUGACUGAAUUAAGGAGACCUGCCUGCGAACUUCACGAGGGAGCCUCGCGGGCUCCGCCCCUUCACCUCUCAGCAUCCGAGCAAAUCAUGCCCGUCUGGACCGGCAAGCACCGCAGAAAACUGCUUCAGAGGCUGUGUCUGCCGGGUGUGAAGGGAUAA